This is a messenger RNA of Phycodurus eques (leafy seadragon), 2635 nucleotides long. Its product is annotated as solute carrier family 2, facilitated glucose transporter member 11-like. Gene Ontology annotation, cellular component: membrane. Gene Ontology annotation, biological process: monosaccharide transmembrane transport. Bases 150 to 1763 code for a protein of 537 amino acids. The transcript has a single exon. The record is from RefSeq and is a predicted model, not a curated record. NCBI's taxonomy places the organism in Eukaryota, Metazoa, Chordata, Actinopteri, Syngnathiformes, Syngnathidae. Gene Ontology annotation, molecular function: hexose transmembrane transporter activity.
UAAACAAUAUUUUACCUGGCGCCCUCAGCAGAAUCAUUACCACAAGCCAAAGGUACGUUCAGCAUUUCAACUGCCAUUUAAGAUACCAAGGUUUAGUGCUGUAGUGUUGUGAAGAAGAAGGCGUUUUGCUUCUCUUUGUGGUACUUACCAUGUCUCACAUGAAGCCGCCGGCAGGAGAACCGUCACAAGAAGCAGCCGACAAAGCAUCAAGUUCGACGGGAACUGUGGAACCAGAAGAAACCAGCAAAGCAAUAAGUUCCAAAACACUCGCGUUGACUGUGUGCUCGGCUGCCAUAGGAGGCACCUUCCAGUAUGGAUACAAUAUUUCAAUGAUCAACUCUCCCACCAGCUACAUCCAGACGUUCAUCAAUAAUACAUACACAGCACGCUGCGGCACUGCCUUGGAAACUACUCACGUCACUUUGGUUUGGACUCUUAUUGUGUCAGCUUUCCCUCUGGGAGGUCUACUCGGAGCCCUACUAGCCGGACCAAUGGCGGUCCGCUUUGGAAGGAAGAAUUCUCUGCUUUUUAACAACUCAUUUUUGUUCGUAGGUGCUGUUUUGGUUCUGCUGUGCAGGCACGCAAAAUCAUUCGAGAUGAUCAUCUUCGCUCGGUUCCUAGUGGGCAUUAACUCAGGGGUCAGUAUGAAUGUCCAGCCUAUGUACUUUGGGGAAAGCGCCCCCAAACACCUCAGGGGCGCUGUGGCAUUUUCCUCUGCUGUUUUUACGGCGUUUGGGAUUUUCUCAGGUCAAGUUGUGGGGCUGACUGUGGUGUUGGGAACCGAACAUCUCUGGCCCUACCUACUAGCCAGCAACAUGCUGCCAGGGUUGAUCCAGAUGCUCACGCUACCUUGGUUCCCGGAAAGCCCCAGAUAUCUGCUCAUUGACAAGGGAGACCGUGAAGCGUGCAUCCGGGCACUAGAGAGACUCCGUGGUGGCGUGGCUCCAGUUUUGGAAAUACAAGAAAUAGUUGAAGAACAGCAGAGGUAUUCCAAUCCUGGAUCUGCAGCUUCUGCGAAGACGCCCUGGUCCCUUUUUAAGGAUCCUAACUUACGAUCCCAGCUCCGAACGGUCAUGGUGGCAAGCAGUGCCAUGAUGCUCUGUGGCAAUGACUCCAUCUACUUCUACGCGUCCUACAUAUUUCUUAAGGCAGGCAUCCCCAGAGACAAAAUCCAAUAUGCCACCAUUGGCACAGGGGCAUCUGAACUGACUGCUUCCAUCCUGAGCAACUUCCUGAUUGAACGAGUGGGCCGCAAGUGUCUUCUUGUUGGGGGCUACACUCUUAUGUCUUGCUGGACUGUCGUCUUCACAGUAGCCCUCACACUGCAACAACGAGGAGUCGAAGGGAUGUCCACCCUCAGCAUGGUAUGCGUGUUCGCCUACAUCCUGAGCUUCGGCUUGGGCCCUGCAGGUGUGACAGGGAUCCUGCCCGCAGAGAUCUUUGACCAGUCGGCUCGUCCGGCAGCGUACAUGGUUGCCGGAUCGCUAAUGUGGCUCAGUCUGCUCCUGGUGGGAAUGUUGUUUCCCUUCAUUGUCGGAAGUCUGGGGAGCGUCUGCUUCCUGCCGUUCUUGGCUGUGUGUUUGCUGUCGGCUGUGUUUUUGGGGCUCACGUUCCCAGAGACAAAAGGCAAGAGCCUGGCUGAGAUCACCGCAGAGUUCGAUAGAAAGAACGGAUGGAAGAUGCAGGGAAAGCAGGUGGAGGAUCACAUUGAGCAGGAGGAAGUCUUUACUUUCUUCCCAGAAGAUCUUGACCAUGAGGACUGAACUCAGGAAACUGGGCGUCUUCUGCAUCUUACAGAAAAUCCCAGUGUUCUGAUCAUUGGUUUAUGAAAGUCUAUGCAGAAGUGCUUGCUGUAUCUCUACCAAAAUAAUCUUCGGUUUAUGCUUUGUGACCUAAUCAGGAAGGUGUAGAAAAAAAGUCUUAUUAUUUUAUUUAUUAAAGCAUGCACUUUUGGAAGUAGAACUACUGUACUGUAGUCUCACCUGACUGAUAUGGCUACAACGUGACAUUACAGUUGCUGCAAUGAUUGUAAAACUGGAAAACCAGCAAGACAAUAAAUAGUCCACUUGAUUCUUUGUAAAUUCCACUUAUAGAAGUAUUGGAACGUAUUUACAUCUGAUCUUUGUCGGCAACUACUUUCCUUGUUCGAUUCAAUUAAUGUAUGUUACUUACAUGGCAGUACGCCAAUGGUUUGUUUCCUCUGCCAAAUACUGUCGCUGUAUUAGUAUGACCUGUAAUUGCUCAAAAGGUCAAAUUUGAGUUUCAAUUUUGUCUUAGUUUUGCACUUGUUUUUCAACCCAAGUACAGCUUUCUGGUUUUCAUGUUGGUUCCACCUAUAAUGAGUAUGACUGUAGUCUUCACAGGCAAAACCCAGAUCUGAAACUAAAAUAAGUGUAGACAUUCAGAAGUAUUGAAUGAAUCGAUGGUUUAAUAGGACACAACUGGGUAACAAAACACAUCUGUCAAUCACAUGUUGUUAUACUUUUAAAUACUUUAAAAUUUCCACUCAUUGAAAUGGGUGAAUUUAAAAAAAAAAUUGUGGUAUCUACCAAGUUGUUUGUCAGAUCCAGAUGUAAGUACAUAGAAAUAAAAAACUGAAAUGUUGGUCUCUUCUAAUGUUCACCACAAUAUUUUC